Closterium sp. NIES-65 is the source of this 486-nucleotide messenger RNA. The record is from the annotation of a GenBank genome assembly. NCBI's taxonomy places the organism in Eukaryota, Viridiplantae, Streptophyta, Zygnematophyceae, Desmidiales, Closteriaceae.
AUGACUGAGCCUGCAGCGCUUUCAGAAAUCAUCGACGAUUCGGGAGACAACAGUGGAGGAGAAGCAGCAGCAUGUGCGCCCGCGGCGCGAAUGUGGCGGUGGGUGUGGUCGCGGCGCGACGUGCUGCUGAUGAGCACGGCGUUCCUUUUCUUCUUCGUGGCGUUCAAUGCGCUGCAGAACGUCGCGACGAGCAUCCACGGCGCGAGCAACAUCGGCGCGCUCUCCAUGGGCGUGCUUUACGCCGUCAUUGUCGUCACCGCGCCGCUCGCGCCCUUCCCCAUCCGCUUCUGGCGAGCGCGCGCCGCGAUUCUCGUGGCGCAGACGGGGUUCUGGGCUUUUAUCGGUUCCAACGCGUUUACUAUAGAGUGCGUGGUGGCUGCUUCUUCUCGCGUCGUGCUACCUCGGAGUCUGCUGGUCCGUCGUCUGGGUGGCUCAGGUGACGCUCUUCGUCUCUUUUCCCGUCUCUCAGAUGAGUUUGUCUUGUAA